Molecule: messenger RNA, 3458 nt
Organism: Gopherus flavomarginatus (Mexican gopher tortoise)
Lineage: Eukaryota; Metazoa; Chordata; Testudines; Testudinidae
Gene: PLEKHJ1
Product: pleckstrin homology domain containing J1
Exons: 6
Coding region: 37-486 (149 amino acids)
Biological process (GO): endosome organization; receptor recycling; retrograde transport, endosome to Golgi
Cellular component (GO): recycling endosome; early endosome; trans-Golgi network
Source: RefSeq, a predicted model, not a curated record
GCCGUAGGGCGCGCGCGGGGGCGGCGGGGUCUCGCCAUGCGCUACAGCGAGCGGGAGCUGCUGUCCCUGGCGCGGCAGCCGGCGGAGAAGGCGGCGGAGAUCCUGAUGCGGGUGCCCAAGAAGGGGAGCGUGCUGAAGAAACGCCUUGUGAAGCUUGUUGUCAACUUUCUCUUCUACUUCCGAACAGAUGAAGCAGAGCCAAUUGGAGCUUUGCUGUUGGAACAUUGUAAAAUCACCAAAGAAGAGGAGAAUGUCUUUUCAAUCAGUUUCAUUGAGGAGCCGGACAGGAAAUACUCCUUUGAAUGUGACACCGAGGAGCAAUGCCAGGAGUGGAUUGAGGCUCUCCGAAGAGCCAGCUACGAGUUCAUGAGAAGAAGUUUGAUUUUCUAUCGGAAUGAGAUUCAGAAGAUGACAGGGAAGGACCCCCUGGAGCAGUACGGAAUCUCCGAGGAAGCCCGAUUCCAGUUGGGAACACGCAAGCUCUAACUGGCAGCCUCCGCCCCUACCCACCCCCAGUGGGGCUUAACUGGCAUUCAGCCACCUCCCCGGGGGGAGGUGACAACACCACCUCCCUGCCAGGGGGAGCACCUGGGACCAAGUGACUUAUUUAUGGGCCAGAUAAUUUGUACUUUUAUUUUUAAUGAAUUCAUUGCACACUCCCCUUCCUGUUUGUCUUCAGCCCCUCGGAGCUCCCAUCUCCCUGCUGGGUUGUGAAAGCAGCAAGUCUUAACUGGCCACUGCUGUGUCAGCUUUAACUUGAUGGACCAUAAAACUGCUAGGCUGAGGGACAUAUGGGCUGCCCACUCCUAGGGCUGCUGAGAACCCUCCUCAGGAGUCCCAGGGGCCUGGGGAUUUCAGCUAUGAUGCUGAUGUGGAAACAAGGCUGGACGUGCCCUGGUGGGAACGGCCCAGUGGUCUUCCAGCAUGUGGUGCUAUUAUAAGGCAGGGAUGAUCUGGUGUAGAGGGCCAGCUGGCUCUUAGUGCCAGUGUCUGUUUUAUGCCAAAAACGUGCCGGUAGUGGCAGCAUUUCUGCUGGGAAUGGCCUCAGGACUGGCCAUCCGGCUCUGCAGGGAGCCUGCUGCACCCCCUGGUGGCUGGUGUUUGGCACCCGGGUGCUCAGGUGCUCUGCUGGCUUUUGGAAAAUUGGCUAAUUUCAAAGAGGGGAGGAGGGUCUUACUUUAAGGGGGUGUUUUUUGGCUGAUCGGAUUCCUUCGCUCACAGGGGUGGUCCUUGGCCUUGAAAUGCCAGACUCGCCCCUCUCUCUCACUUUAACUGUCCGGCCAACUCCAGCUGCUAGAUCUGCACUGCACACUGUUCAGCUCCAGAAGAUGCAGAGAGCAGCUGUUUCAGGGAGGGGAAGCCCUCAUCUGUUAUGGGAUGGCUGCCCCCAAAUGGAGGGAGGAAGAACUGGCCCUUACUCUAAGCAGGAUUAAUUUGUCAUGUUACUGCAUGGUAGCUGCUGGUGCUCCAGCUGACACAGGGGCUGUGUCUUCAUUUCCUUACAUGUACGCACAGCAGCAGUGACUGCACAGGCUUGCUGGGGCCUGUCUCAGCUCAACACUCUCACUAGGGUCUAAUUUUGAACUAAUGCAAAUUAAUCCAGCUACCCUGAGCCACCCUAUAGCAUCUUAAAAUGCAGGUCUAACUUCCUGCACAGGUGUAGGGGUGUGGCUUUCUCACCAGGGCCCAGGAGUGAGCAAGGCAAGGGUUUGAAAGACACCUGCAGGGAGGCAGUCUAAACCACACGCCUCUCCCUGACCUUGAGAGCAAGCUGUGGUUCCCAGUGGCAUUGUUCCCUUGUCUAGGAGUGCUGCGCUGUCAUUGGCUUCCCAGAGCAGGCAGCCUGCUGUCAAGCUAGAAAAAGCAGCUGGGUAGAUGCUGCUGUAGUCAGCGUGAGGGGUAGAACCACAUCCUGUCCCUACUGAGCUGGGAGACAGGAUCCCACAGCAUGAAUAGCUGUGCAGGCUGGCUUCAGGCUUUACUCAACAUACAAGACGCCUCAGUUGUUUCUGCAGCUUGAGCAGAAAAGACCAAAGCAAUCCAGUGAUUUCUGGAGAGAGCUGGGAGACCUGCCCUAGUUUUCUCAUAAGGUGCUUCUCUCCAAAGCAACCCCAAAAAGGAGGCCUUAGCUGCAGGCAGCCUUCUCCUCGAUGCCUUUAGUCAGCAGGGACCAGCAUUUUCCCCCUAGCACCUCUGCAGAGAUUGGCUUUUGGAUGGAAGCAAAGGGCCACCUCUUUUCACUGCUGUGAAGUUGCAGCCAGGCACGAGUGGUGUGGCAGGGCAACUGUCUAUGGCUACAUGGGUUGGCCUCUCGCUAGCCUUCAACCCACCCACUAAGCAGUACAGAGUCAGUUUGCACAAACCAAUACUAGUGCACAGGGACAAACCUUGAAGCUACGAGGCAGCUUUCUACUGCAGGAUGCAAUUGCAUCAGGCAUGUAGCACUGUUACUUAGGAGACUCCCAAGGAGGAAAUAAUUCAAGCUUAGAACAUUGGCAGAGGCUCAUUGUUUUAGUACAAGACAUCAGCUGCAACAUUUUAGUAUCUCCACUAGAGAUGGGACAUAGGGGCCCUACCCACCUCUUCACCAGGACCAGUGUGUUCGAUGGAGGCUGUUACUAGUAGCUUUGAUAUGCAGCUCUAGGACUCAGUGGACAAGCCCUGUACAGUGUGGGAAAGAGGCCGUAGUACGCUCAUUUACCUGAGCUUUUGUCCUGUCUGCAUGGAAUGCUAUAAGAGCAGCCUGGGCGAUUGCAGGAAGCUGUAACUCAGCUUGGUGACUCAUUAUGGCUGCUCAGGGUGAAUCGCUGGCUGGAGAGAGGGGGGAGACUCUGGAACCCCUUGGAAGCACAGCCACGCCUUCCUGGUCAUUGCCCUGAGAAGCAACAAUAGAGGAUUAAGCAAGAGCACAUUAGAGAAUGAUCUCAGCUGCCCCUAUACUGCGGUCUCAAGCAGUCCUUCUCUUGGUCUUUGCUCUUGCCCUGAGGUAGAGCAGAAGGGGGCUCCACAUUUUUGGUACUGAGCACAGCACUCCCCUCUGAGGUUAGUUCAGAUAUGGCUCUUGCUAGCUAGGGACUGCUAAAGUUUCCACGGUUACUAUAGCAGUUGUCCUUUGGGCAAAGACGAACUGCAGCAACACUUUCACCUAAGCUGAUGCAAAGGCUCCCUAUCAACUGACCUAUGAAAUGGUGUUUAAGAGGCUGCUUUGAACUGUUGCAAUGGUUGCACUCCUGUCCCUACUGUGUCAGCAGCUAGAAAGCAAGAAUUGUAUUCCCAGAGUCUCAUCUCCUGUAAGUCAGCUAAGACAACGCAGCCUAAGCCAGGAGCAGGCUUUCUAUUAACUCCGUAACGUUGGUACAUCACAUUAGGGAAGCUGGAGCUUUUUUUAAGAUAGGAGAAAGCUUAGAAAUGCAGUAGUUUCAUACAGAAUAAACCAGAUCUAAAUUAUGGAAAGAUUA